CUGCGGGCAUUGCCAGGCGCCCUGUCUCGCCGAUCGGGAAUAUCUUAUCGGCCGCUUGCAGCUGCAGGGGCCUUCGACAUCCCCAGACCACACGACAGUUGGCGCAACGCUCUAUCAAGCUGGACAGCGACGUGCCCCUCAUUUUCCUCACGUUCCCCUCACUUGAGCAGUUCUCUGAACCAUCCAACUUCUGUUAAGAAUAACGACUCACAUUUCCAGAGCACAAGGAACCCGCAGAACUCGAAGUCGUCAGCAUGGGCUGGUUUUGGCGGUCCUCCCCGUCGGUCAAAACCGAGGGUUCAAGCAGUGUUCCGCCUGCAACCUCGACCACUCCGAGCUCGUCCGUAGCAGAAACACCACCGCAGGCCAAGGCAGCACCAUCUGGGCCAGAGUCCAGCCCAGGUGACCGCGAAAUAGCCAUGUUCAUGGACAUGCUCAUGAAGGACGCCCAGUCCUCCUCCUCCGCCCAACACAAAACACCACCGCCGCCGCCACCGCCGUCGUCAUUGCCGUCGUCGUUGCCGUCGCAAGCCUCUUCAGAUUCCAAAUCGACACGCUCCUCCUGGCUCCCAUGGGCAUCCACCAAGCCCGCGGCCGAACCUGCCGCGGAACAAGCCCAGCCCCCGCGGAGGAAGACACGCUCUCCCCAGUCGCUCGCCAUGUCCGAGCACGUCCUCCCCACCACCAUGUCCUGCCGCGACGCCUUCGACUACGCCUGGCACUGCCACACGCCCGGGUCGCAGUGGAACGCCGUCUACCGGUACGGCUCGGUGCGCACCUGCUCCGAGCUGUGGGACGACUUCUGGUUCUGCAUGCGCACCAAGUCCUACCCGCCCGAGCUGCGGGCCGAGGCCAUCCGCGAGCACUACCGCGCCAAGGAGGAGGCCAAGUACGGCGGCGGCAAGCCCAGCAGCGAGGACGUCUGGGAGAGCCGCGAGGAGAGGGUGCCGCCGGGCACCGCGUUCAAGAAGAGCUUUGACCCGCCCAUUGUGGACGAUGCCGAGUUCCAGAGGGUUGAUGCCGAGAGGAGGAGGCGAAUUCGGGAGGCGAUCGGGAUAGAAGGGAGGGACGGCGGUGGUAGUGAGAAGAAAGGGGAGUGAUGGAUCUUAAAAAAAUGGUGGUCGAGUCUCUACCUAUCUAGCGUGUUAAGUCACACGGUUGAUAAAGCAUUCUUCGGCAACUAGAUGCCCAAUCGCAAAAUUUUGAUUCCCCCCCCCCCCUUCAGAGGUAAACCUUCUUCACACCCGUGUCAUUCUCCUUCAAUCUCAUCGAGCACACGACUUAUAUACAUA
Messenger RNA from Thermothelomyces thermophilus ATCC 42464, 1292 nucleotides. RefSeq lists its product as uncharacterized. The coding region runs from base 255 to 1100 and encodes 281 amino acids. NCBI's taxonomy places the organism in Eukaryota, Fungi, Ascomycota, Sordariomycetes, Sordariales, Chaetomiaceae. The transcript has a single exon. The record is from RefSeq and is a predicted model, not a curated record.